Molecule: messenger RNA, 4408 nt
Organism: Sarcophilus harrisii (Tasmanian devil)
Lineage: Eukaryota; Metazoa; Chordata; Mammalia; Dasyuromorphia; Dasyuridae
Gene: TLR9
Product: toll like receptor 9
Exons: 3
Coding region: 480-3662 (1060 amino acids)
Biological process (GO): positive regulation of interleukin-6 production; defense response to virus; canonical NF-kappaB signal transduction
Cellular component (GO): plasma membrane
Molecular function (GO): pattern recognition receptor activity; protein binding
Source: RefSeq, a predicted model, not a curated record
UUUUCCUUCCUCAAAUUUUCUUAGUCCUCUUCAUGUGGGUCUCUCUUGUAUGUCUUUUACAUUAUACCUACCUACUUCUUCCCAGAACAUGAGAUAGGCGAUGUCUGUCUUGCCUUUUUAAGUUUGGAGGGUGCUUGAUUUCUAGAUUGACUGUGUGGGGAAAGAGGAUCCCCUCUUCUCAGUGGGGAUCAGUGUUGCUUGAGCUCCCAAGAGGUUCACAUCCUGGGAACCAGAUGAGCUUCCCCAACAGAAGAUCCAGACUGGAUGAGAAAGUUCUGAGAUCCCAACGAGGGUCAGAUCCUGAGAUUAGAAUAAGAGAGAGCUCCCUGGAUCACCUCAGGUGCUGGUUUAGGGUGAAAGGGGUCUUGAGGUGCAGACACUGGUAGAGCUUCUAAGGCCUGAUUCAAUUUUUUCACUUCCUCUUGCCUUUGAGUAAGCCAGACACACAAGGCUCUCAGAAACUCAGAACACGCCAUUUUAUGCUGUUGGUUACUAGCUUUGCUUCUUGGAUCAGAUAUUCUGUGGUGACCAGAUCAAAUCUUCUUCCUUCACUCCAAAGAGCCAUGGGCUCUGGAAGUGGCUGCUUAGGCUUGCGUUUUUUCCUGCUCCCCCUGGCACUGGCUCUGGCUGCCACCAACUUCCCGCAGUUUCUGCCUUGCGAGCUUCAGCCUUUUGGAGUGGUGGACUGCGACCGGAGGAGCCUGGGCACCGUGCCCUCCUUCUCCGGGGCCACCCCGGCGGCCUUGGGCAACGUGAGCGCGCUGCUGCUCCGACACAACCACAUCAGCCGCCUUCGCCCGGCGCAUUUCGCCCACCUGGGUAGCCUGCGGCAGCUCUCGCUGCGAUGGAACUGUGCGCCCACCAACCUCACGGCCCUGCGCCUGCCCUGCCGCAUGGUCAUCGAGCCGGGCACUUUCCUGGGCUUAGCCAAUCUGAAGCUCCUCGACCUGUCGGGGAACAGCAUCACCUCGGUCCCCGAGCUGCCCCCGUCGCUGACCAGCCUGGUCAUCAGCUACACCAUGAUCCUCGCGCUGGACUCGGCCAUCUUCUUGGGCCUCGGCGGCCUGCGCUCCCUCUACAUGGACGGCAACUGCUAUUACAAGAACCCCUGCGGGCGGGAGGUGGACGUGCCCCCGGGGGCGCUGGCCGGCCUGCGGCAUCUCACCAAGCUGUCGCUCAAGUACGACAACCUGACGUCGGUGCCGCGGGGGCUGCCCGCCAGCCUGCGGAUGCUGCUGAUCUCCUCCAACCGCAUCGUCAGCUUGUCCCUCCGAGACUUUGCCGGGUUCCCGGGCCUUCGCGUGCUGGACGUCAGCAGGAACUGUCGGCGCUGCGACCACGCUUACAACCCGUGCGUGGAGUGCCCCGCGGGCUACCCCAAGGUGGACCCGGACACUUUUAGUCACCUGGGAGCACUGGAGGGCUUGGUCCUGAGGGACAACUCCUUGAGUCAGCUCGACCCCCGCUGGUUCCAGAACCUGGGCCACCUCACCGUGUUGGACCUCAGCGAGAACUUUCUCUCCGAGGAUAUCACCAACACCACGGCCUUUCAAAGCCUGCCCAAGCUGAAAAAGCUGAACCUGUCCUUCAACUACCACAAGAAGGUGUCCUACGCCCGGCUCCGCUUGGCGCCCUCCUUCCAGAAUCUGACGGCCCUGGAGAUGCUGGAUAUGACCGGUAUCUUUUUCCGAUCCCUCACAUGGGCCACCCUCCAGCCCUUGCUGGGACUCCCCUCCUUCCAGAAGCUGCUCCUGCCCAUGAACUUCAUCAGCAAGGCUGAACUGUCUAUCUUCGGUCACUUCCGCUCUCUGAGAUACGUGGACUUGUCGGAAAACAAGGUGCUGGGUGUAAGCCCGGCGACCAGUGGGAACCGAGCACCGGUAGCCAGCUCCGAGCCUCUCCUAAGGCUGAAGACGGCCUCCCAAGACAAGCCCCUUUCUGAAGGCUUUAUGCCCCGCUGUAACUCAUCUAAUUUCAUCCUAGACCUCUCCCGGAACAACCUGGUGACCAUCCAGCCAGAGAUGUUCCAUCAGCUGUCUGCUGUUGAAUGCCUGAGGCUGUCUAGCAACAGCAUCGCCCAGGCCUUCAACGGCUCCCAGUUCAGCCCCCUGACCAGCUUGUGGCUGCUGGACUUGUCUCACAACAAGCUGGAUUUGUAUUACGGCAAGGCGUUCACUGAACUGCCUGGGCUCAAGGCUCUGGACCUCAGCUACAACAGCCAGUCCUUCCGGGCCCAAGGCAUCGGCCACAACCUGAGCUUUAUAGGCAACCUCCCGAGCCUGCGCUAUCUCAGCUUGGCGCACAACGAGAUCUACAUGAGGGUCUCCCAGAAGCUCUUCAGCACCUCCUUAGUGGCCCUGGACUUUAGCGGCAACCUGCUGAGCCGCAUGUGGAGCGAGGGGGACCUCUACCUUCACUUCUUUCAGGGUCUCAGAAAGCUGUCUUCGCUGGACCUGUCCCAGAACAAACUCCGCACUCUGCCAGACCAGGCUUUGGACUGCCUCCCCAAGAGCCUCCGCCUGCUCUGGGCCAAGAACAACCACAUCACUUUCUUCAACUGGAGCAGCUUGCACCUGCUGCCUUCCCUGGAGGUGCUUGACCUGUCUGGGAACCUGCUGGGCCGCCUGGCCACCGGUCACAUCCCCAGCAGCACCCGGCUCCACACCCUGAACCUCAGCCACAACGGCAUUGACUUUAUCGCCCAGGGCUUCUUUGCCCCGGCCACCAAGCUGCGGGCCCUCAACCUGUACGGCAACUCUCUGAAGACCUUGGACCGAGGCUGGUUUGGGGGCUUGGCCCCCGCCCUGCAGGAGCUGGACAUCAGGGCCAACCCGCUGCACUGCGAGUGCGACGCCACCUUCCUGGACUUCCUGCUGGAGAUCCGGGCGGCCGUGCCCGGCCUCACCAACCAGGUGGUGUGCGGGAGCCCCUUCCCGCUCAACGGGAAGAGCGUCUUCGCGCAGGACCUGCGCCUGUGCCUGGACGUGAGGCUGGCCUGCGGCUGCUUCGCCCUCUCGCUGGCGGGCACGCUGCUGACCCUGGCCGCGCCCACCCUCCAGCGGCUGUUCGGCUGGGACCUCUGGUACAUCUUCCACCUGGGCCUGGCCUGGCAGGUGUGGAAGAAGGGCAAGGCCGCGGCUCAGGCCUACGACUACGACGCCUUCGUGGUGUUUGACAAGGCCCAGGAGGCCGUGGCUGACUGGGUUUACAACGAGCUGAGGGUGCGCCUGGAAGAGGGCCGGGGCCGGGGGAAGGCGCGCCUCCGGUUCCGGCUGUGCCUGGAAGACCGGGACUGGCUGCCCGGGAAGAGCCUCAUCGAGAACCUCUGGGACUCGGUGUACCACAGCCGCAAGACCCUGUUCGUGCUGUCGGCCCGGGGCCCGGCGGCCCCCCCGCGCGUCAGCGGGCUGCUCCGGGCCACCUUCCACCUGGCGCAGCAGCGGCUGCUGGAGGACAAGCAGGACGUGGUGGUGCUGGUCAUCCUCAACCGCGUGGUGCGCAAGUCCCGCUACGUGCGGCUCCGCCAGCGCCUCUGCCGCAAGACGGUCCUGUUCUGGCCCCGGCAGCCCAGCGGCCAGGACGCUUUCUGGGCGCAGCUCCGCAACACCCUGGCCACCGACAACCGGAGCUUCUACAACCGAAACUUCUGCCGCGGACCCUGAGAGCUCCCGGGGAGGGCCCCGGCCGCAGGCCCCACAAGCCCGGGCGCAGGACCAGUCCGCGCCUCGCACUCUGUCAGCGCUUGUGGAUGGGCCGCCCCCUGGAUAAACGCAAGGCGGGUCCCGGGAGGGGAAGGCGCCGCAGCCGGGAAAGCAGGGAAGCGGCAGCGACAGCUGGGCGCUGCCGAGGAUGGAGCCCCAGCCCUGGAGUCAGGAGGACGCGAGUGCAAGUCCCAGCCGUGGCCCUGGGCAAGUCAUCAACCCCACCUGCCCCGGCCAAAAAGGAACACAGUGGCGGGCCACGAAUGAGAUCUACUGCGGGACAGUCAGCAAGCAGGGCCCGUGGUUCCGGCUGGGGGUCCUAAAGAAAGCUAUUUCGUGAGGCGUCAGGGAGCAAAAUAAAAAUUACAUUUUUAAAAUUAAAGCGUUUUAUUUCUCAAAACAUAUGUAUGGAUAAUUCUACACUGAUAAUAUAAGAGGAUGAUUAAAGGGAAUCAAGGAGGAGGAGGAGGGAACAAAGGGAAGGGACCCGACUUGAGGAUCACUCCUGGAGAAGCAGGGAAUUGGGGGUAGUUUGGGAUAGAAUUUCUGGAAAGAGCCAGGAAAAGGAGAUGCUUUAGCGUUAAUUGAAGGGAAAGGGAAAAAGAAAGUUCAUUGUUCUUAAUUCAGUGUUUUGUAUUUGUGGGGGUGCAUGUGAACUUGAAUGGAGAAAAAAUUACAUCUUUGUUUUUCAUUAGCCUCUAAUUAAA